Messenger RNA from Cyphellophora europaea CBS 101466, 2208 nucleotides. RefSeq lists its product as uncharacterized. NCBI's taxonomy places the organism in Eukaryota, Fungi, Ascomycota, Eurotiomycetes, Chaetothyriales, Cyphellophoraceae. The record is from RefSeq and is a predicted model, not a curated record. Gene Ontology annotation, cellular component: cytosol. Gene Ontology annotation, molecular function: A2-type glycerophospholipase activity. Gene Ontology annotation, biological process: glycerophospholipid catabolic process. Bases 1 to 2208 code for a protein of 735 amino acids. The transcript has a single exon.
AUGUCUACUCUGUCCAAAGACCCAACCUUCGGCCCGCCCCGCCGCUCCGAAACCCUCGCGCAGCAGCAGUACGAGCAACAGAUCCUGAACCAGCACUACACGGCGCAACAGCUGCGGCUGGACGAGCAGGAGCUCCAGCGUGCGGACCACCAGGACUCCACCACCACCACCUCCUCCUCCUCCUUCUCCUCCACAAGCGGCGCCAAUGGAACCGAUGGCGACCACAAAGCGAAGCCUUCCACUUCCAAGAACAAGGCCAAGGAGAAGAAGAAUAAGAAGCACUUCCCGCACCUCCCCGGCCAAUUCCCCGCCUCGUCUCUGCAUUCCAGCAACGGCGCGAAACGCAAGCUCAAGUCCUUCUGGAACCGCACCGUCGUGCCCGCCUUCCCGGAGGCGGUGGGCGACAUCAGCCUGAUCAAAAAAGCGUGGCGCGUUGAGGCCGGCGUGGCGCGGGACAUGCAGGACGCGAGGCGGUAUCCCGAGCUGGGACGCGUGGCGCAGGUGAGGCGGGGGUUAGAGCUAUGUGGCGAAGAGAAGGAGUGGUUCGUCGCGAGGAGGGAUAGGGUGAAAGGCGCGUUUUGUCGUUUUGUGGGCUUGGAUGAGAGGGAGGUCGAGGUGCAGGAUGUGCCGAUCGUAGGGUUUGGGGGCAGUGGUGGCGGGUAUAGGGCCAUGAUCGGAGUGCUGGGGUACGCGAAGCGGAUGAAGGAGAGUGGGCUGUGGGAUUUGCUGAGUUAUGUGGCGGGCGUCAGUGGGAGCUGUUGGUCGCUGGCGGCAUAUUACACUUGGGCCAAAGGCGACAUGGAGAGGGUGGUGCAGCACUGCAAGAAGCGCUUGAACCCGUAUCACCCCUUGAGUCCGGAGGCGAUCCGGGAGGUGUUACACUCGCCGGGCGGGCCAGCGCUGACGCUGGGUCCCCUCGUACAGAAACACCGCAGCGGGCUGGAAACGGUGGCGAUGGAUCUAUACUCGGUCUUCACGACCGGUUACCUCUUCCUGGGCGGCGACCCGGCGAUAGACCCGACCAAGGUAGGGCACGAGCCCGAGAAAGAGAUCGCCGGCAGCCACCCAACGUGGCUGACCUGGUCGAGCGCGAUCCAGCAUCUCGAGCAAGGCCAGGAGCCUCUCCCAUUACUGACGGCCAUCCGCCACGAACGGCCCUGGAAAGACUGGGCGGACGACACGCACCCGUUCAAGAACGCCGACCCGAGCGACCAAGAGCAUUCCGAGGCCGUCGACGCCUGGUUCCAGUGGUUCGAGAUGUCGCCGUUCGAGAUCGGCUGCGACGAGCUCGGCGCGUGGUGCCCUACCUGGGCGUUCGGACGGCCCUUUGACAAAGGCAAAUCGACCAUGCAGCUGCCGGAGCAGUCGUUGGCCCUGCUUCUCGGUCUGUGCACGUCGGCACCGGCGGGGCCGCUGACGUCGUACCUGGCGACUAUCAAGCGGAACCUUCCUCCAGGGUUUCUGGGUAGCUCGAUCCUCGACUUGUCGCGUGGAGUCGCGCGCUUCUGGGGCAAGCAGGGGACGGAGGAGUUCCAGCAGCGCCACCCGCUUCACGCGUGCAACGAGCACAAUUUCAUGCUGAACUUGUCUAAAGACUCGGCGGGGGAGGAAGAGGCAGCUCCGAUCGAGAAAACGUCUCACAUUCACCUGAUUGAUUCGGGUAUGGACAACAACUGUCCCACGUACGUCCUGCUCCAUCCUUCCCGCGAUGUGGAUGUCAUCUUGAACAUGGACGCCUCCAGCGACGUGCAGAAAGACACGUUUCAAGAGCGAGUCGACCAGAUCGGCUCGCGAAGGAGUCUCAAGUUCACCAAGCGCAACCCUGAUCUCAAACCCCUAGAGGAUGAAGGGAACCUGGAUCGCUUCCAAGGACUCUACGGCCAGAUAUACGACGGCUCUGUUCUCGACACACGCCCUGAGACGGUCAUGGAUAGCUACGGACAUGAAGUCAGCAAUCCGCCUGCACCUGCCGCGAACAGGGAAUGCAGCAUGGUCUAUCUUCCGCUCCUACCAAACGAGGCCGCAGUGCCAGAGUUUGACCCGUCGACAGCCAAGUUUUCCGGCUCGUACAAUCUUGUAUGGACUUCGGACCAGGUGGACAUGCUCAUGAAAGUGUCGGAGGCUAAUUGUGCGGCCGCGGAGGCCUCGAUCAAAACUGUCUUGUUGGAAGCUUAUGAGCGAAACAAGGCCCGGCGUCUUAGGAGGUAG